Molecule: messenger RNA, 2482 nt
Organism: Eurytemora carolleeae
Lineage: Eukaryota; Metazoa; Arthropoda; Copepoda; Calanoida; Temoridae
Exons: 16
Coding region: 424-2436 (670 amino acids)
Molecular function (GO): protein binding
Source: RefSeq, a predicted model, not a curated record
AUAACUAGAAUAUAAAAGUACAGUAAAAUGUACACUCUGCUGUCUGAAUGAACGAAUGAAAGUAGGAAAGUUGUUUUCAUGAAGAAAAUAGGAAUAAAGCGUGAAAAAGAAAUAGUUCGAAUUGUUGAACUUGUUGAUGCAUAGUAUACACAUUACACAGUGAUCAACAUAAACCUUGCUAUCGUAUAUUUAUCACUGCUCUUUAAACCCGCUAAACAGGAGUAAUAUGAAGAAGAGAACAAGAUUUGAACUUGAAUAGAGCUGUUAUGAAGUACAAAAUCUUGAUUUUAAGGAAAGGUGAAUCCACAAAGGAAAUAUGUUUAUCUCUGAUCUUGAUGGAAAGCUGUGUAAUGUGAGUUCCGGAGAAAAGUUUGUGUGGGGGAGGAAAGCAGUUUAGGGUUUGAUCAGGAGCUGAGAGGGAGAAUGGGAGAUCAGGAAACAUUCUUCUCCUUUACUCUUCAACCAUUCACAUUUCCUUCAUACAGGUAUACAGGGGGGACCCAGUGCCUCAGUGAGAUACACGGAUUGAAUUUAGAGGAAAGACUGAAGUACAUUCAUAAGCAUUCCCAUUUCAAGAUAAAAGAGAGGAGUAGUUGGAGCAAGGAUGGAGAUAAAGGGAAAGAUCUUUGGAAACAAGGGAAGGAAAAUGGAGGAAUUCAGGGUAUUCUAAGUUUGAACGAAGCCAUUACCCAGUUAACUGAGGCAGAUUGGGAAUUAGUUCAUGAGGAUAUUAGGUCUAUUUUGAAUUGUGCGAACCUCGAAAAACUGUUUAAACCUAAACCAGAGGUUUCAGAGAAUAUCUCCAGCAAAAUAGAAGUUCAGUUUUCUAAGGAGAAAGGAAGAUAUGUGGUUGCCAAGGAAGAUAUUGAAGUAGGAGAAACUAUUCUACGAGAAUCUCCAUUUAUAUCAAUCCUUCAUUCCUCACAUAGAUAUUCCAACUGUGCUACUUGUCUCAGAUAUGUUGUGUAUGGAGUUGGGUGUUCCAAAUGUAACCAGGUUUUGUUCUGCUCUGCUUUAUGCAAGGAACAGGGUUUGGAGUUCCAUAGUUCAGAGUGUUCCAUGCUUGAUAUUCUACCCCCCUGUGGAACUAUAGCUCCUGUUCUUAGGAUAUUCACCAAAUAUGGUCUGUCCUUCUUCAAAGAUAAAGAGGAACUACUGGAAAUCCAACCAACCCCUGUAAAAGCCUUUCCCACCUUACACCGUAAUAACUCAACACAGUUUAUUAAUAACUCUUCACAAAAAAACUCAAAUUUGUGCAAAAGUAACUCAUCACAAGAAAAAUCUUCGCCAUCACAAGAAAAUUCCACUUUGUGUCAAAAGAACUCCGAUUCAACACAUAACAAUUCCAACUCAACAGAAAACAACUCCAACUUACCUAAAAACAACUCCAAAUCAAGACAAAACAACUCUAAAUCAAGUCAGAACAACUCCAACUCAACAGGCAAGAACUCCAACUCACCAGGAAACAACUCCAAAACAAGACAAAACAACUCCAACUCUCCACAUAACAACUCCAAAUUACCACGUAACAACUCCGAUUCCACACAAAACAACUCCAACUCAUUAAAAAACAAGUACAACUCAAAUUCCCAACCAAACAACUCCAACUCAGCAGAACCCAAUUUAUCCGAACUAUCAAUAACUAAGCAUUUAGAAGAUCUAUGUACUCUACAGGCUGGAAAUAAAAUAGACUCAAUGUAUAUGAUGGAGAAGAGUGCCUGGACCUACUACAUUCUCUUUCUUCUCCGUCAGCUCAAGUUCUUUAACAACUCAGAUCAACUAGGAGAGGAUGAAAUCUUGAUCGGAAGAUUUAUCGAACUUUUUCUCAAGAUUUCAGAUAAUAAUUGUCACGAGAUCAGUGAGCUGGAUGCUGGUGAUAUAGAAGAGAUAAGUUUCUCUAGUUUGCAGGAGAGGGAAGAUCUGAAUAGGAUUGUUGGAGUUGGAAUUUAUCUUUGCAGCUCAUUCUUUAACAACAGUUGUGACGUGAAUACUAUGAAAUAUCAUGAUGGAAGAACUGAAGUUAUGCAAGCAAAAAGAAAAAUAAGGGUUGGAGAGGAGGUGGCGGACUACUAUGGAGAAUAUUUCUUUUUAACUGACAAAUAUUCAAGAAGAAGAAAUUUUGGAUUUAGCUGUAGUUGUAAAGCUUGUAAAGAAGGAUGGCCCCUGCUGGAUGAACUGGAAGUUUUUACCCCGGAGCAACUUCAGAAUAGAUUGGACUGGGUUGUUAACAGAGUUGAACUAGAAGAUGCCGCGCAGAAGUUUGAUGUUUUGAGAACGAAGACGAUCUGUGAAAGAUUGAGUGAGCUGGGAAACGUUAGCAGUCCUCAUGAAUCUAUUAUAGUGCCUGAAAUGUACCUUCACUUCACAAACCUUCUUCUUCAUAACAACAAAUCUUUAAGAUUUGAAGCCUGGGCAUCCCAACAUAUUAAUUUAUAAAUUUUAUUAUGAAAGGAUAUAUAUUAAAUUAAAUUUUGAUAAUGAU